This is a messenger RNA of Charadrius vociferus (killdeer), 1482 nucleotides long. It is a transcript of the gene SAMSN1, whose product is annotated as SAM domain, SH3 domain and nuclear localization signals 1. The record is from RefSeq and is a predicted model, not a curated record. The transcript has 8 exons. NCBI's taxonomy places the organism in Eukaryota, Metazoa, Chordata, Aves, Charadriiformes, Charadriidae. Gene Ontology annotation, molecular function: protein binding. The coding region runs from base 125 to 1246 and encodes 373 amino acids.
GUCACAUCCUGAUAGAAUCAGGAACUGCGUAUCUGAUGUACGCUCGUGUAGCACACUUUGUUGUACUUAGUUUGGUUACAAGCUGGUAGCAGUUGCACAUCAGUUGAAUAAACCUGAAUUUAAAAUGUUAAAGAGAAAACCAUCUAACGUGUCUGAUAAGGAGAAAAGUCAAAAGCCAAAGCGCACAAGCAGCUUUGGAAGCUUUGACCGUUUCAGGCAUCACUCGAUAUCAAAGACAGAUGAUUCAGCUGAGAUAUCUGAGCUGGAGACUAUAAGUGACAUUGGAGAAGCAGUACAAACUAAAGCAGCAAAUAAUGGAGGAAGUCUUGGUAAGAAGAUGAGAGCCAUUUCCCUUACCAUGAAGAAAAAGAUGGGUAAAAAGUACAUCAAGGCACUCUCUGAGGAGAUGAGUGAAGAAGGAAAAGAUGACAGUGAUCCUGGUGGUGGAACACACACUGAGAAGGUCUCCCUAAAAGCCAGUGACUCUAUGGAAAGUCUCUAUAGUCUGAACAGUGGCCAGAGCUCAUCUAGUGGGGUGACCAGCUGCUCAGAUGGAACGAGCAACAGGGACAGCCUCCGGUUUGAUGACGAAGUCCCUUACAGUGGGCCCUUCUGUGGUCGAGCCAAAGUUCACACCGACUUCACACCGAGUCCUUAUGACACUGAUUCUCUGAAAAUCAAGAAAGGAGACAUUAUAGAUAUCAUCUGUAAAACCCCCAUGGGCAUAUGGACAGGCAUGCUGAACAACAAAGUAGGAAACUUCAAGUUCAUUUACGUGGAUAUUAUCUUGGAAGAGGAAGCUGCACCCAGAAAGAUAAAGCCACACAGAGGAAGCAAAAGGACCAAGCCUAAAACAUUGCAAGAGCUCCUGGAUUGUGUCCACCUGCAGGAAUAUGCCUCAACCCUCUUGCUAAAUGGCUAUGAAACUCUAGAGGACUUAAAGGAUCUACAGGAGAGCCACCUGAUUGAAUUAAAUAUUUCAAACCCAGAAGACAGGGCAAGAUUGUUAUCAGCAAUUGAAAAUCUACAAGACUGUGACAUUGAACAACAGCAGAAAAGUGAGGGUGAUCAGGAGACGCGGAACUUAAGCCCUCACCAUAGCUUCAACAAAUCACAGUUAAAUGACUGCCCAAGAGAUUCUGGCUGUUACAUCUCAUCAGAAAAUUCAGAUAAUGGUAAAGAAGAAGUAGACCCAGAAACCCUGUCUGACAUGGUGCAAUCAAUAACAAUCACCGAGUCAAACUGAUUUAGUCCUGCUGCUUUCCUGCAUAUUUUCAGAAAAGACAAUCAGAUUUGCCAGUACGAUGGCACAGAAGCAGAACACAAAAUAUCCACAAUACAGAAAAUCUACUUCUGUCUGAUGUACAAUGCUCUAGACUGUUUAAUAUGCGGACACUUGAGAGCUAAAUGUUAGCUGAUAAUAAGAAUAUCUGAUGUUUUUCUUUUCAAUGAAUCCCCAGACAUUUCACUGAAAAAGUUUAU